This is a messenger RNA of Paramormyrops kingsleyae, 2464 nucleotides long. Its product is annotated as inositol-3-phosphate synthase 1-B. Gene Ontology annotation, biological process: phospholipid biosynthetic process; inositol biosynthetic process. The record is from RefSeq and is a predicted model, not a curated record. Gene Ontology annotation, molecular function: inositol-3-phosphate synthase activity. Lineage: Eukaryota; Metazoa; Chordata; Actinopteri; Osteoglossiformes; Mormyridae.
UUCCACGCACAGACGUACAGGUUAUUCCGCAAUCCAGAGUCCGAUUCAGUUUGUCGGGCUUGCAGCUUCUCGAUUUUUCUCCCAUUUGCCGAGUCCAUAGACACUCCCCUUCCGUUGCGAUUAUUUCUUGCAGCGAAUCCACUCCACAGCUCAUUCAUUUCACGAAGGAGCGACUCGCAGUAUCGGUUGGUAAAAGCACUGUAGAUUUCCACCAUGGCUGAGCUUAUCAAAGUAAUCAGUCCCAAUGUGAAAUACAUGGAAAAUUACAUCGAGUCCCAAUACGACUAUCAUACCUCAGUGGUGUCUGGCGACAAUGGAACUUAUACGGUGACUCCUUGUACAACUAGUUUUACAUUCCGCACUGCACGUGCUGUUCCCCGCCUUGGGGUCAUGCUUGUGGGCUGGGGGGGCAACAACGGCACCACUGUCACAGCUGCGGUCAUUGCCAACAAACUGGGCCUGACGUGGAAAACAAAAACCGGCACCAAGAAAGCCAAUUAUUUUGGCUCCUUGUUCCAAGCAUCCACAGUCUGCCUGGGAUCAGGACCUGAGGGAGAUGUUUACAUCCCUUUCCAUGACCUGCUUCCCAUGGUGCACCCUAAUGACAUUGUUUUUGACGGUUGGGACAUAUCGUCCAUGGACUUAGGCCAGGCAAUGGAUAGGGCUCAGGUGCUGGACUGGGCCCUCCAGGAGAAACUCCGUCCAUACAUGUCAAAAAUGAGGCCUCGUCGCUCCAUUUAUAUACCAGAGUUCAUUGCUGCCAACCAGAAACAGAGAGCUGACAACGUCAUCGAAGGAACGAUGAGUGAGCAGGUGGAGCAGAUCCGCAGGGAUAUCCGGGACUUCCGGGAGAAGAGCGGCGCGGACAAAGUCAUUGUGCUGUGGACUGCCAACACCGAGCGUUUCUGUGACCUCGUUCCUGGGGAAAAUGACACUGCUGACAACCUGCUGGCUACUAUCCAGAGAGGAGGAGAGAUCUCCCCCUCCACCCUCUUCGCUGUUGCCAGCAUCCUGGAAGGCUGUGCCUACAUCAAUGGCUCCCCUCAGAACACCCUCGUACCCGGGGCUGUGGAGCUGGCGAUCCGGCACGGGGUCUUCAUCGGAGGAGAUGACUUUAAGUCUGGGCAGACCAAGAUCAAGUCGGUGCUGGUGGACUUCCUUGUUAGCGCUGGUUUAAAGCCGACCGCCAUCGUCAGCUACAACCACCUGGGAAACAACGACGGCAUGAACCUGUCCGCGCCGCAGCAGUUCCGCUCCAAAGAGAUCUCCAAGAGCAACGUGGUGGACGAUAUGGUUCAGGCUAACCCCCUCCUCUAUGCCCCUGGGGAGAAGCCAGAUCACUGCGUGGUCAUCAAGUACGUGCCGUAUGUGGGCGACAGCAAGCGAGCCAUGGAUGAGUACACCUCCGAGAUCAUGAUGGGAGGCACCAACACCAUCGCCAUACACAACACCUGCGAGGACUCUCUGCUGGCCAGCCCCAUUAUCCUGGACCUGGUCAUCCUGACAGAAUUGUGCCAGAGGAUCACAUUCCGCCCAGAAGGAGACUCCGAGUUCCAGACCUUCCACAGUGUCCUCUCGCUGCUGAGCUACCUUUGCAAGGCUCCGCUUGUUCCUGCGGGCGCCCCCAUCGUCAACGCCCUGUUCCGCCAGAGGGCUUGCAUCGAAAACAUCAUGAGGGCCUGCCUCGGUCUUGCCCCUCAGAACCACAUGCAGCUGGAGCACAAGAUGCAAAGGAGCCUUUUCCCCUGCACUAAACGCAUCGCUGCAGCAACGCCCAAGCAUUCAGCUGGCAUCAGCAAUGGGUACCACCCUACAGUCAUCAAUGGGGAACAAUACACUAAUGGAGAUCACUGUUAGAGCUCUGAAACUUCAAUAACAUCUCUGAAAAACUGCAUGGAAACACCAGUGUGCUCUUUUUUUAACUACCAUUUUUUUAAGAUGUUUUUAAUACUCAUUAGAUAAUUAACCAUGGUUCUGUUCAGGUAUUAAGUAGCACAAGAUAAAAAUAUUGUCCCUUUUAGAAGGCGCUUUCACAGAUCUCGUAAUAAAAAAUGCAUUUCAGUACAGUGUUGGGGUUUUGGUGAAAACACUCACCCAAGUGCUGGGUAAUUCUUUCCAUUACUGUAAAUAUCAUCCUAUGGCAUGAAGUAGGAAUGGGGAAACUUAAUAAGCUUAGUUAUUAAAUCCUUUUUGUACUCAAUUAGCAGUGUUAGCACAACAGUGGAAUUAAUCAAUGAUCUUUCUUACAUCAGAGUGUUGUGAGUUCUCUCCAGAGGUGAAUGGUCUUCUUGUUCCUUGGGCCGGACUUGUGCUAUUUUACUACAUGCUUUUCUUGUAGUUUCAGAAUUGAAAGUGCUUUGUUAUGCUUUGGAGACAACUUUCUUUUCUUGGGAAUGAACUUUGACUUAGCUGUGUUAACUCCACUGUUGGCUGAGGGAGGGAAAAAAAAUAAACCUUAUCUGAA